AUGCUCCAAGGGGCCCACGUAUUUUCUCAUCAGCAUCAAUAUAACCCGCAGGGUGAGCCAGCAUGGAUGCACCAGCAGACUCACCAUCAGCAUGCCCAGCAAGCUGCGGCUGCAGCAGCUUCUGCGGCUCAGCAGCAGCACUAUAACCGGAUUGCUGCCAACCACAACACCUCUGUUGCUUCGAUUAGUUCAGGUCAUGCGCAGGAUACAAGCAUGAUGGAUAAUGUUACGGAGGAGAAUAGGCGCACCUUGGCCUUUAUCGCUGACCUGCUGAAUGAGGACACAAGAGAGGCGGCGCUUUUGGAAUUGAGCAAGAAGCGUGAACAGGUUCCAGAACUGGCUCUGAUUUUGUGGCACUCAUUCGGAGUUAUGACUUCUCUCUUGCAGGAGAUCAUAUCCGUUUACACGCUCCUUAACCCGUCGCAACUCACUGCUGCGGCUUCGAACCGGGUAUGCAAUGCUCUGGCUCUUCUACAAUGUGUCGCUUCUCAUAAUGAGACCCGCGCUCUCUUUCUGAAUGCACACAUCCCUCUAUUCCUUUACCCUUUCCUCAACACUACCUCGAAGUCGCGGCCUUUCGAAUAUCUGCGAUUGACAUCUCUUGGUGUCAUUGGAGCCCUCGUCAAGAAUGAUUCGUCAGAUGUCAUCAACUUCUUGCUUACAACCGAGAUCAUCCCUCUGUGCCUUAGAAUCAUGGAGACGGGCUCAGAGCUCAGCAAGACUGUUGCCAUCUUCAUCGUUCAGAAGAUUCUCCUUGACGACCACGGGUUGAACUAUAUUUGCGCCACGUACGAGCGUUUCUACGCAGUUGGCACAGUGCUCAGCAACAUGGUCUCGCAGCUUGUUGAGCAGCAGACAGCACGGCUCUUGAAACAUGUUGUGCGCUGUUUUCUUCGACUCAGUGACAAUGCUCGCGCUCGCGAAGCCCUCCGACAGUGUCUCCCUGAACCCCUUCGCGACGCCACGUUCUCCUCAGUCCUACGCGAUGAUGCUGCUACCAAACGCUGCCUUGCCCAGCUGUUGAUAAAUCUGUCGGACAAUGUCGUCGAAUCUUCGGGAAACCACCAGGGCAUCUGA
Molecule: messenger RNA, 1077 nt
Organism: Amorphotheca resinae ATCC 22711
Lineage: Eukaryota; Fungi; Ascomycota; Leotiomycetes; Helotiales; Amorphothecaceae
Exons: 4
Coding region: 1-1077 (358 amino acids)
Biological process (GO): mRNA catabolic process; negative regulation of translation
Cellular component (GO): P-body; CCR4-NOT complex; CCR4-NOT core complex
Source: RefSeq, a predicted model, not a curated record